This is a messenger RNA of Peromyscus californicus insignis, 10952 nucleotides long. It is a transcript of the gene Tasor, whose product is annotated as transcription activation suppressor. Gene Ontology annotation, biological process: negative regulation of gene expression, epigenetic; protein localization to heterochromatin. The record is from RefSeq and is a predicted model, not a curated record. The coding region runs from base 114 to 4685 and encodes 1523 amino acids. Gene Ontology annotation, cellular component: nucleoplasm; heterochromatin. The transcript has 24 exons. Gene Ontology annotation, molecular function: chromatin binding. Lineage: Eukaryota; Metazoa; Chordata; Mammalia; Rodentia; Cricetidae.
GAGGAAUUCGGCGGCGGCGGCGGCGGCGGCGGCGGGGGCCGCCCUUCCCCCCACCCCCACGCCCCGUCGACCCGCUGGGCGGAAGCUUCCCGGGAGCUCCUCACGCCCGCGCGAUGGCGACGGCCGCGGAGACCGAGGCCUCUUCGACGGACGCGAGCUGGGAGAGCGGCGGCGGCGGCGGCGGCGGCGACGACGGGAUGAAGCCUGCGCUUCCGGAGCUUGAGUCCUCUCCACAAGAUGGCGGCGGCGGCGGCGGCUGCUCCUCCACCUCCUCCACCGCGGAGCUCGGCGGCGGCGGCGGCGGCGGCGGCGGCGGCGGCGGCGGCGCGGGGCCUGAGGAGACGGCGGCAGCCGAAGCCGCCCGGAGCCACAGCCACGAGCAGCCUCAGCACGCCUCCGAGGCGGCCGCGGCCGCUCUCCCCAAAGGCGCCGAAGAGCCCGAAAGGCCUGUUAGGCGGAGUUUUCAGAUCCCCAGGAAGAGCAGAGAAAAGAAAGCACUUUUCCAGCAAUUAACUCCAGGUUCUAGAGAAUUUGAAGAUGUUUUAAAUAUUCUCCAUUCAUCUUACCUUGAGCCAUCCUCAGUAACAAAUUUUAACUAUAGACGAGCUUGCUUGAUACAUAAUGACCUUUUGGAAAAAGAGUUUACAGAAAAGAGAAGAGAACUGAAGUUUGAUGGUCGUUUGGAUAAGGAACUUUCAGAAUCUUACGCAUUUCUCAUGGUUGAUCGAUACCAGGUUCAAAGCAUAUGUGAAAAAGGAUUGCAGGUGGGCCAGUCCAAAAUAACUAUUCUGGGCAGUCCUUCCAUGGGUAUAUAUCUGUGUAGAUAUGCAGAUCUCUUACAGGCUAAUCCUUUGGAAGCUGGGGCAGUGGGUGAUGUUGUUAUUUUUAAAAUAAUGAAGGGUAAAAUAAAGAGUGUUUAUGAUCCUCUGAGUGUAAAAAGCUUGGAACCUACGUUAAGUAAAAAUGCUUUGGAUCCUACACCAAAGCAUGAAUGUCAUGUGUCUAAAAAUGCCAGUAGAAUUACAUCCCUUUUGGCUUACAGAGCCUAUGAGCUUACUCAGUAUUAUUUUUAUGAGUAUGGCUUUGAUGAACUAAGACGGAGACCGAGACAUGUUUGUCCAUAUGCAGUUGUGUCUUUUACUUACAAAGAUGAUAUACAAACUCCAAAGUUUGUGUCUUCACUGAGAUCUAACAGCUUUAAUGCAGAUAGAAACAUAGAAAAAUUUAACUACACCUUGUGGAAAGGACAACUUUUAAAUAAAGGAAAGCUUCUAUGUUACAUUUCUUUGAGGUCGGCCACUCGUGCCUUUUUGCCUGUCAAGCUUCCUGAGAAGUUAGAUGUUGAAACAGUUAUGAGUAUUGAUUAUUUGAAACAGAAAAUUCCUCCUGCAUUGCUUUAUAAAGACACAUACUUGGGUCCUAAUGAAGUUUUAAAGAAUGGGAUGUACUGUAGCCUUUAUGAAGUUGUCGAAAAGACAAGAAUUGGAAGUAACAUGGAGUGUUUACUGCAAAAACUGGAGAAAGAAAAACUUGUUCUUGUAAAACCUUUAGGAGACCGAGGAUACCUUUUUCUUCUUUCUCCUUACCAGAUGAUUUCUCCUUAUGAACAUCAGACUGUCAAGUCUCGAAUCCUACAUGCUUUGUUUCUGUUUCAAGAACCUAGAUGCCUAAUUAUCACACAGAAAGGUGUAACGAAUCCAGCACCACAGGAGAAACAUGAGAGCAUAUCAGAUAUAUUAAAAAUAACUCAGUUUUUACAGUUUGCUUUAAUUCAGUGUCGAAAAGAAUUCAAAGAUAUAAACACUAUAAAUUUUCAUUCUGUUGUUGAGAAGUACGUAAGUGAAUUUUUUAAGCGAGGUUUUGGUUCAGGUAAGCGGGAAUUUUUCAUGUUUUCAUACGAUUCACGAUUAGAUGAUAAAAAAUUCCUAUACUCGGCACCAAGAAAUAAAUCUCAUAUUGACGACUGCUUACAUACCUACAUUUUUCAGCCAGAAAUGUAUCAGUUACCUAUUUUUAAAUUAAAAGAGUUAUUUGAAGAAAAUCGAAAACGUCAACAAUUUAGUCCACUUUCAGAUUAUGAAGGUCAAGAAGAAGAAAUUAAUGGUUCAAAAAUGAAAUUUGGAAAACGAAAUGGCUCAAGGGGUGAAACUGCUGAACCUGUACAGCAGAAGUCAUCUCAUUCUUUAGAUUAUGAUAAGGAUAGAGUCAAAGAAUUGAUUAAUUUAAUUCAAUGUACAAAAAAAAAUGUGGGUGGGGACCCAGAUACAGAAGAUCCUAGAAGCAAAAGUGUCUUGAAGAGGAAGCUUGAGGAUCUACCUGAAAAUAUGAGAAAGUUCGCCAAAACCAGCAAUUCAUCUGAUAAUUAUCAUCUAUAUGAAGAGUCUCCCCAAUCCAUUGGCUUACUUGGACAUGAUCCUAACUUGAGACUGCAACAAGAAGAGGCAUGUAACACUGGAGACGUCCACAAGCUUUAUAAUUGGUUAUCAGAAGCACUAGCAAAUGCACGACACUCAGAUGCAUUCCUGACAGAUACAGUCAACAAGGCCUUAGGAUUGAGUAGCAGUAGUACCUGUGAAGAGCUAAGACAAAAGUGUGAAUAUGAGUUGAAUCCUGCUUUAGAUAAGAAAGACUGUGAGCAGCAUACUUGUACAAAAAUUGAAAACGUCCAUUUUAAGGGUGCUCAGAGCCCACUGCUAGAAGUUGAUGCAACAUCUGUACAGUACCCUACUCUUCUUUCUACCAGUGAGGAUCCACAUUUAAUUAAUGUCAAUAAUUUUGAAGAGUGCAGUCUCUGUCCCACUGUUUCCAUUGAGCAUGGAUUCCGUACGCAGCAUUCUAAGUCAAAUGAUGAAGAAGAGACAGAGAUACAUUGGAAAUUGAUUCCAAUUACAGGAGGGAAUGCAAGAAGCCCAGAAGACCAGCAUGGGAAACAUGGUGAGAAACAAACACCAGGAAUGAAAUCACCAGGAGAACAACUGGUGUGUCUGCCACCAGCGGAAGCCUUUCCUAAUGACCCUCGGGUAAUAAAUAGAGAAAGAAGUUCCGAUUACCAGUUUCCAUCCUCUCCGUUUACAGACACUGUAAAGGGCACCACUGAGGAGGACCUGUUGACAGGUCAAGUAGUGACAGUGGAAGAGCAGUGUGUGCCAGCAGCAGAGCCUCCUACAGUGAGCGAAACCACAGAGAACACAGUGUUAGGAGAGUUCCAUCUCUUUUCUAGAAAAAUAGAAGAGAUUCUGAAGCAAAAGAAUGUUUCAUAUGUUAGUACAAUUUCCACACCUAUUUUUUCAGCACAAGAGAAGAUGAAUCGCCUUUCUGAGUUCAUAUAUUCUAAGACUUCAAAAGCUGGUGUACAGGAAUUUGUAGAUGGUUUGCACGAAAAACUAAAUACUAUUAUUAUUAAAGCAUCAGCUAAGGGUGGGAAUUUGCCACCAGUAAGUCCUAGCCAUUCCCAUACAACAGCAUUGACUCCUCUGGGAAGGCAUGUUGUAUCCAUUUCCUCAAGUGACUUCAGCAGUAAAGACCUUUUUGAGCCACUGUGUCCUGAACCUUUAAAAGAUAACAGUUCUAAUGAGCAGUAUUCCUCUUCGCUUCAAGUAGAAAUGAACCAGCCACACCACUGCAAGGAGUUCAUGUUGACUUCUGAUCACACUGUACCUGGUGAUACUGCCCUGGAACCAGUAGAAAAAGAAAUAGCAAAAUCACCCAGCGAUAUAAACAUUUCUGCACAACCAGCUCUUUCAAAUUUUAUAAGCCAAUUAGAACCCGAAGUAUUUAAUAGUUUGGUUAAAAUAAUGAAAGAUGUACAGAAAAAUACUGUGAAAUUUUACAUUCAUGAAGAAGAGGAAAGUGUGCUUUGCAAAGAAAUAAAGGAGUAUCUUACCAAAUUAGGCAAUACAGAAUGUCACCCAGAUCAGUUUUUGGAAAGAAGAUCAACCUUAGAUAAACUAUUGAUUAUUAUUCAAAAUGAAGACAUUGCAGAUUUCAUUCACAAGGUACCUGGCUUGGUGACUUUAAAGACGCUCCCAUGUGUUAGUUUUGCUGGUGUUGAUAGCCUGGAUGAUGUUAAAAAUCAUACAUACAAUGAGUUAUUUGUGUCUGGUGGCUUUAUUGUGUCUGAUGAAUCAAUUCUAAAUCCAGAGGUUGUCACAAUUGAGAGCCUGAAAAAUUUUUUGACAUUCCUUGAAGAACUUAGUACUCCAGAAGGGAAAUGGCAAUGGAAAAUCCACUGUAAAUUCCAGAAGAAACUGAAGGAACUGGGCAGAUUGAAUACUAAAGCUCUGAGUCUGCUGUCUCUUCUAAAUGUAUAUCAGAAGAAACAUCUGGUUGAGAUUUUGUCGUAUCACAAUUGUGAUUCACAAACUCGAAAUGCUCCAGAAAUGGACUGCCUUAUCAGGCUUCAGGCUCAGAACAUACAGCAGCGACACAUAGUCUUUCUAACAGAGAAGACUAUCAAGAUGGUUUCCAGUUAUACAGAUAAUGGAAUUGUAGUUGCAACUACUGAAGACUUUAUGCAAAACUUUAAAAGUCUUGUGGGAUAUCAUAACUCAGUCACAGAAGAAAGUCUUCCGCUGCUUGGUGCUAUUGAGAAUCUUGAGUCACAGUCAGGUAAACAUAGAUCUCACCUCUCAUCAAAGAAGCUUCUUUUUGCAGCAGCAGUAGCAAAUCAUUACAGACAGACAUGACUUGUCAAAGGCCCAAAUGAUAAACGCUACAACACAACACCUACAUCUAAGGCUCAGAGAACAUCCCAGAAGAGGUGGUGGAAAGAUUUUUUAGAGCCAGAGGAGUAGAAAGUCUGCUUAAGUGUGUCCUCUAGCUAUGACAGGGAAGCGACACAACAUGGCUGCCUAAAGAAGACGUGAACAAUUCCAACAACAGCUGGCAUCCCAGUGAAGAUGGGGAAAUCUCUAGGCCCCACCCAUAGAUGAAGACCUACAAGCUGAAAGGGGAGAAUGAGUCUUCCCCAAGGAUGAGGCCCCUGGUUAUUCAAUACCAAGAGGUCAGUCCUAGAAACUUGUGCGUGCAAGCAAUGCUGAACUGACUCAGCGGGCUGUAUUUAUAUGUUUAUAUGUCUGCACAUAUGUGUAUUUAUAUGUUUAUGUGUUUGUAUGUAUGUGUAUUUAUGUUUAUGUGUUUGUAUAUAUGUGUAUUUAUGUUUGUGUUUGUAUGUAGGUGUAUUUAUAUGUUUAUGUGUUUGUAUGUAUGUGUAUUUAUAUGUUUAUGUGUUUGUAUGUAUGUGUAUUUAUGUUUAUGUGUUUGUAUGUAUGUGUAUUUAUAUGUUUAUGUAUUUGUAUGUAUGUGUAUUUAUGUUUAUGUGUUUAUAUGUAUGUGUAUUUAUAUGUUUAUGUGUUUAUAUGUAUGUGUAUUUAUGUUUAUGUGUUUGUAUGUAUGUGUAUUUAUAUGUUUAUGUGUCUGUACGGAUGUGUAAUGCCAAUGGCUAAAGAGAAAGCGGUGGACUUGGUAGGGGAGCAGGACAGAAGGGGGAAAUAAUGUAAUUUUGUUUUAAUUAAAUUUUUAAAAAUUAUUUUCAAUUUAUAGUUACUUAAAACCCCUCUGAAAGCAUGACUCAUAAAAGUCUAGCAUACAGUUCAAAGUCCUAGUUUUGCAUGUUUAUUUACCAUGCUUAGAGUUGGAGCUGCUCAGAAUCUUUUGCCAAAUUAAAAUAAAUAAAUAAAUAAAUAAAUAAAUAAAUAUAUGUAUGAUAUGUCCUUUAUCCAGAUAGGUAAUUUAAGAGUGAAAUUUUUUAUCAAGUCAUCACAUGUUUCCUGUGUGUGGGUGUGGGAUACAGACGGCAGAGGUCACCCAGAAGUGUUAUUUAUUCCUCAGAAGCCAUCCGCCUUGCUUUUGUACACAGGGUUUUCUCACUGGGGCCUAAGGCAGGUUAGGCUGGUGGCCACCAAGCCCAGGCAGGGAUCUGCUUGUCUCCAUGCUGUAGGAUGUUCUGUAUGGCAAAUAUGUUGCUGAUUAGUCAAUAAAUAAAACACUGAUUGGCCAGUGGUCAGGCAGGAAGUGUAGGCGGGACAAGGAGGAGAAUAAAGCUGGGAAGUGAAAGGCUGAGUCAGAGAGACACUGCCAGCCGCCAUGAUGACAAACAGCAUGUGAAGAUGCCGGUAAGCCACGAGCCACGUGGCAAGGUAUAGAUUUAUAGAAAUGGAUUAAUUUAAGCUGUAAGAACAGUUAGCAAGAAGCCUGCCAUGGCCAUACAGUUUGUAACCAAUAUAAGUCUCUGCAUUUACUUGGUCAGGUUUGAGCGGCUGUGGGACUGGCAGGUGAGAGAGAUUUGUCUUGACUGUGGGCCAGGCAGGAAAACUCAAGCUACAAAUGGCGUCCAACGUGGGGCAAGAGUUUCCACCUAAAAACUGAGAAAAAAGAUUUUAAAAUGGAGCUAAAAACAGCUUCCUAAUUGUCUCUCUCAAAUGAGCAGCACCUGUCGGUUUAAACUACUGGUGGGUUCCUAGCGUGUGCGCUCGAUCUGCAGUAUGGCAGGAAUGAGGCCUCUGCAAGUGGCACAUUAAGCUGCGUGGUGGAUUUAGCCUUUAUUAGUACAAAACAAAAAAAAGAGGUUUCUGGGCUACAUGCUGCUUGGAUAAAAGCAUAGACCCACGAUAGCUCCCAGAGCUGGAGGUAAACGUUGGGAAGCUGAGGUGGGCGGAGCCAGCAGCCACAGCUGCUGCAGUUUAAAGCAAUAGAUUCACAAUAAGACAGAUUCAGAUGUAAUAGUUUACAAUGUGUGUAAAAUAUACGUAGGCUUGAAAGAGACAAAAAAGGUGAUAUAUACAGUUAUAUAAACAAAUACAUAGUUUUAAAAAAUAAAGUCUUUAAAGAGACAGUAAAAUUAAUAUAAAAAAUAAGCCACGUGAAGAUGAAUAUUACACAGAGAAUCUGGAUUGUGUUGUCUUUGGGAUUCUUAACUGCAGAGAGAUAUUUGAUUGUAAAGGAAGCUGAGUUAAACCAAUAUGUAUAUUUUAAAGAUAUCUUGACUUCAAAAUUUGGAUGUAAAGAUAUGUUACUUUGGAAAGGAGACUCUGCUUUUGUUCCCACAGAAAGCCAGAGGCUAUGGAUUUGUUCCAGAUUAAGAUACAUCAGGUUUGACCAGCCAAGACCCCCUGAAGGUCUCCGAUGACACCAUGGCCCAAAUGAUCCAACAUCCAGAAUGGUUUGAAGGCAACUGGCUCAGACGAUACACCCUCAUGGACUAUUCCAUAAUCCUAAAAUUUUCUUUGCGUCCCCAUAAGAUACAGCGCCCCCCUCCAGCAGGAAGUAGUAAGAGAAGCUACGCCCAAAUUCCCAAAUUAUAUGUAAUUUUACUUUGUUAAGGUUAAAACCUUUUUUUGAAAAAAAAAGGGGGAAAUGCUGUAGGAUGUUCUGUAUGGCAAAUAUGUUGCUGAUUAGUCAAUAAAUAAAACACUGAUUGGCCAGUGGUCAGGCAGGAAGUGUAGGCGGGACAAGGAGGAGAAUAAAGCUGGGAAGUGAAAGGCUGAGUCAGAGAGACACUGCCAGCCGCCAUGAUGACAAACAGCAUGUGAAGAUGCCGGUAAGCCACGAGCCACGUGGCAAGGUAUAGAUUUAUAGAAAUGGAUUAAUUUAAGCUGUAAGAACAGUUAGCAAGAAGCCUGCCAUGGCCAUACAGUUUGUAACCAAUAUAAGUCUCUGCAUUUACUUGGUCAGGUUUGAGCGGCUGUGGGACUGGCAGGUGAGAGAGAUUUGUCUUGACUGUGGGCCAGGCAGGAAAACUCAAGCUACAUCUCCACGUCCGUAGUACUGGAUCACAAGCCUGCACCCCCACUCAGGCCCUCCUGACCCUCGGUUUCCCCAGCCCCACCAUUCUGCUUUUGUAGAUCAUCUUUUUAAUAAAUAUUAAUCUUAACCUGGCCUUUUUGUUGUUGUUGUUGUUGCUGUUGUUUUAGAGACAGGGUUUCUCUGUGUAGCCUUAGCUGUCCUGGAAUUCACUCUGUAAACCAGGCUGGCCUCGAACUCACAGAGAUCCACCUGCCUCUGCCUCCCGAGUGCUGGGAUUAAAGGCAUGAGCCACCACCACCCAGCUUAAUCUAGCCUUUUUGGUUAAGUUUAUUUCUAUGAGUAGCAUUGGUUUGUGAAUAUUAAUGCCAAUUUGCAUUCUUUGAAUAAACCCAACUCCCCAGAUUAUUUUUUGUAAUUUUUCUAAGGUUUCUAGUCAAGUUUUAAUAUCAGAAGUGUUUUGUUAGUCUUGGUUAUCAGGAUCACUAGUCUGAACACCACACUGAAAACCUUCCUAUUGUAAAUACUUCUGGGCCUGGAGUUUACCUCGCUCAGGUCCCCCUCUUUUCCUUCUCCAUCUUUAGUUUGAGAUAAGAUCACAUUACAUAGUAGCCCAGGCUAGCUUCAAACUUAUGACCCUCCAGCCCAAGCUUCCUGAAGUAUAGACACUUGUAAUGAUGGAAUCAAUUUCUUUAGAAAUACAGUACAGCUUGAUCACUGCUGCUUUGGCCAUUUUUUUUUCUCUCAAAAUUCUGUAAUAUGCUGGCAUAAGGUUUUAAGAUGUUUAUUAUUUUUUAAUUUCAUGUAUGUGUAGGUAUGUGCAUGGGUGCAGAUUCCCAUAGAGUCUAAAGCAGAGUGUCAGAUGCCCUGGAGCUGGAGUGACAGGCAUGGUUAGCUACCCAGGAUGGGUGCUGAGAACUGAACUCAGUCCUCUUUAAGAGCAGUGUGUACUCUUGACCACUGCACCAGUUAUUCUUAAUGUCCUCUUACUUUUUCUAAAUGUUCAUAGACUACAGCCUUUUUAACUCAUGCUAGUCUUUUGAGAAGCUUACAUGUUGUGCUGGAUAGUGCUGUGUCCACAUGGCAACACAAGAUAGAGUUAUCUGAAAGGAGGAACCUCAAUUGAGAAAAUGCCCCCGUAAGAUCUAGCUGUAGGCAUUUUCUCAAUUAGUGACUGAUGGGCAGGGCCCAUCCAUGGUGUGUGGUGCUGUUCCUAGGCUGGUGUCCUGGGUUCUGUAAGAAAGCAGGCUGAGCAAGACAUGAGAAACAAGCAAGUAAGCAGCACCCCUCCAUGGCCUCUGCAUCAGCUCCUGCCUCCAGGUUCCUGCCCUGUUUGAGUUCCUGUUCUGGGUUCCUUCGGUGAUGAACUACAGUGCAGAAGUGUAAGCCAAAUAAACCCUAUCCUCCCCAACUUGCUUUCUGGCCAUGGUGUUCUGCUGCACUGCAGCAAUAGAGAUCCUAACUGAGUCGUCUAUUAAUGACUUUUUAAUAACUUCUGGCUUUAAUUAUUUCCAGUGUACAAGUUGACCAUCCCAGUGAGAUGGUUCAGCAAGUAAGGACAUUGCCUAACCUGAUGACCCAAGUUUAAUCCUGGGCCCACUGACUCUGGAAUGUUGUCUACUGACCUCCACAUAGGCUGUGGUGUGUGUGUCACACACACACACACACACACACACUUUCUCUCUCUAAACAAAUGUAAAAGAACAGUAUUUUUUAAAACGGUAAAUGUCAAGUUAUAUGUAUUUUACCUCAAAACAUGUGAGGGGGUCGUUUGUUUAGUUUUUAAUUAGGCAAAGUUCAAAUGAACUUUCUGUUGGCAACUACAGAACUAUGGUCUGACAAUGACAAGCAGUAGGAGUAUGGUCUGCCAUGGUAACCAUUCUGUAUUCAAGUGUGUAUUCGAACACACCAUCUUUAUUUCAGAGGCUUCUAGAGUGUGCUAUUCAUGAGAGGAAAGCCAAGAUUUCAAUAGGGGGGUGAUCUCAAAAACCUCAUGCUUAAUUAACUUGGAAGCACAAAAGGCGUUUUGAAGUGCACAGUGUAAAGGAAUGGGCUUCUGUAUCACACAGUUCACUCUUUUUUCCUCAAAAGAGAAUUUCUCCAAGGGCUGAAGAUGUGACUUGCCUAGCAUGUACAAAAAGAAAAAGGCAGCAACAAAACUCGCCCACUAGCGUAUCAGAUUCACAAGGCAUAAGGCCACACUUCGACACUGAAAGGACAGGCAGUUGCUCACACUUCUUUCACUCUUGCUCAGCCAGUUUUGGAGUUUGUGUUUUAGUUUUCAGACUUCCACUACUGAGCCACAGAUAAAAGCCCUUGAUAGUAAGUAUGAGGAGGUCUGGACCCCCGGCACCCAUAUAAAUGCUGGGCAGUUGAGAGGGCUUGUCCAUAAUCCAGGAUGUGAGUUCAAUCCCCAGAACCAGACUCCACUGAACUGGGAGUUCCAAUUCAAGUGAGAAACUCCACCUCAACAUAUAAGGUAGAGAGUGAUCUAGGAAGUUACUCUCUGGCUUCCACAUGUACGUUCACAUGUGUACAUGUAUAACUACAUACUUGAGAAUAUACAUACAUACAGAUAUGCAAGCAAACCACACACACACACAAGCACAAACAAAUGUAAAAGUUGAAAAGUAAAAAAUAUAUACAUAUCUAAUAAUUGGUAAUUUAGAGACUCUGAAUCAUUCCUUUGAGGCAAAUAGGUUAUACAGAAAUCAAGGACUAAGAGGUUUAAACAUCCAAAGUCCCAGUACUUAGAACUCAGCAUCUGAUGACUGACUAGCUCCAAACUAGUGGCCAUCCAGCAGCCUAGACAGCCAUAACCUGUUCAAGGAAGCUGUGGCAGAGUGUCUGAAGAAACAGCAGGAGAGGGAGACAGGGGCAAAGGAGGGGGGGAAGGGAAGCAAACUGUCUUUAUCUGAAAUUAAACACCAAUGAAAAUCAGCAAGGCAACUUAUGAACUGCAAGUGGAAAUUAAGAACACUAGUUUGGGCCAAGAGUAAAUUAAGUACCAUGGCAAACCUAAGAAAAGUACAGUUUUCCAUUCUUAAUUGAUAAACACUACAAAUAAGAUUUCUAGUGCUGGGCAUGAUGGCAAGUGCCUGGAAUCCAGCACAAAGUAGCUGAGGCAGGAGGACUGGCAUAAGUCUGAGGCCAGCCUGGGCUACAUAGCAAAACCCUGCCUGCCUCAAAACAAAAACAAAAACAAAACAAAA